Molecule: messenger RNA, 4355 nt
Organism: Hemibagrus wyckioides
Lineage: Eukaryota; Metazoa; Chordata; Actinopteri; Siluriformes; Bagridae
Gene: kbtbd4
Product: kelch repeat and BTB (POZ) domain containing 4
Exons: 5
Coding region: 169-1740 (523 amino acids)
Molecular function (GO): protein binding
Source: RefSeq, a predicted model, not a curated record
AUAACCCCGCAAGUACGUCAUAAUAUUUUACAAAUAGUAACUUGUCUAUUUCAUGUGAUAUUGAGCCAACGGAAUUACAUCCUGACGAACUACAGCUAGCAUUAGCUACCUUUUUGCUAGCUAGUGACUGAUAGCGAGAAUAGACAGCUGCAGCCCACAUCAGAUGCCAUGGAGUCGUGCGAUGAUGGCGGCCUCAGCGUGGGCUCUUCCUCUAUAGAAGAGAACUACUUCCAGGGCUACACAUUUACAGACCGCUCACACUCCAGCCGUGUGGUCAAGAGCAUUAUGGACCUGUGUUUGGAGGAUGGCUUGUUUGCAGAUGUCACCAUCACUGUGGAAAGCAGAGAGUUCCACUUACAUCGCCUAGUCCUUUCUGCCCAGAGCAGCUUCUUCAGGUCCAUGUUCACCUCAAACCUCAGAGAAACAUACGAUCGCCACAUUGAGCUGAAAGACGUUAGUGCACCAGUCUUUCAGCUGCUGGUGGACUACAUCUACCACGGCACCAUCAAGCUGCAAGUGGAAGACCUGCAAGACACCUACGAAAUGGCUGACAUGUACCAGCUCACAGCUCUGUUUGAGGAGUGCUCCCGCUUCCUCUCACGAACCGUAGAUGUCAAGAACUGUCUUCAUGUGAUGUGGUUGGCAGACAGACACAGCGACCAGGAGCUCUAUACAGCAGCUAAGCACUGUGCUAAGAUUCAUCUGGUACAGCUGCACCAGACAGAGGAGUUCCUCAACCUCCCAUUACGUCUCCUCAUCGACAUCAUCAAAGAUGGUGUUCCAAGUUCCCAAAAUCCAACUGCAGCAAUCGGGUCAUGGAUAAACCACAACAAAGUUGAACGAGAGGAGUUUGCAGACAGGCUCUCUGAUAGCCUAAAGGAGAUUGGAGAGAAUGUACACAUCUACCUUAUAGGCAAGGAGGAGACGCGGACACACUCGCUGGCCGUGUCACUUCACUGUGCUGAUGAUGAUGCCAUCAGUGUGAGCGGCCAGAACAGCCUCUGCCAUCAGAUCACAGCAGCCUGCAAGCAUGGAGGCGACCUGUAUGUGGUGGGUGGCUCCAUUCCACGGAGGAUGUGGAAGUGUAACAUGCGCACCAUGGAUUGGGAGCGGUGUGCGCCGCUGCCUCGUGACCGUCUGCACCACGCGUUGGUGUCCGUAACCUCCGAGGAUGCCAUCUACUCACUCGGAGGCAAAACGCUUCAGGACACGCUUUCCAAUGGUGUCGUGUACUACACAGUAAGUGCCAACACAUGGACAGAGACCAGCCAGCUGGACACAGCUGUGUCAGGUGCUGCAGGGGUGCACCUCGACGGCAUCAUCUACCUACUGGGUGGAGAAGAGAACGAUGCCGACUUUUUCACCAGGCCGUCCCGCCUUAUCCAAUGCUUCGACACAGCAGCGCAGAAAUGUCGCACCAAGCCAUACGUGCUGCCCUUCGCUGGCCGCAUGCACGCCGCUGCCCAUAAGGACCUGAUCUUCGUGGUGGCUGAGGGCGAUUCGCUGGUGUGCUACAACCCUUUGCUGGACAGUUUCACACGCCUGCGCUUCCCAGAGGCAUGGAGCUGUGUACCCUCGCUGUGGAAGGUAGCCAGCUGCAACGGCUGUAUUUAUGUCUUCCGGGACAAAUGCAAGAAAGGCGAUGCAGACACGCUCAAGCUGAACCCAGCCACAUCCGUCGUGUCCGUUAUCAAAGGGAUUAAAAUCCUUCUCACAAACUGGCAGUUUGUUCUUGCCUGAUGUUGAAGUGCCAUUUUGAAGGGAACUUUGGACAUAGUACAUGGUAUAUGUGGACCAUGUGACGUGUUUGCUGUGAUGCUGAAGAAUUUACAUGUUUGGCUUUUAUCCAAGAAGGCUUACAACUGAGUUGAGCAGAUGAAGGUUAAGGGCCACGCUCAAGGACCCAGCAGUGACAGUUUGGCAUUACUGAGACUUACAGUGCUACCGCUGGCCCAUGUAUAAUGAUGAUGAAAGACAAACUAACUGCCAGCACGAGGCAGUGUUUCUAUAUUUAACUUUUAUUCAGUUGUCUUGAAAAUGCAGUGUUCUGAAAAGCCAUGCAAAAUGUAAAUUAUCAGUGCUUCUGUGGCAUUCAGACCUACAGAUCAGUGUGUAGGUUCACAGGGACUAUAUGGCACACAGUAAAAACAAGCCUUCUUAUAGUUUUAAUAUAACAGUAGAAUGUCAUUACCUUCUCUGGCCUACUGUCCUGGAGUAAGAAUAUGGACUACUGAUCAUAGGAUCAUCUUUAUUAAGAUGCAAAUCUAAUGCUGAUCUGGGCAUGUCAGUGCUGGGUAAUUUGAAGGGUUAACAGGAAGCGUGUGGAUUAAAAAUCUUUUUGUGGUCUUCAGUGAUGUAAAGGUCACUAUGAGCUCACAGCCAAAUAGCUACCGAGUGCAGCGUUACAAAGAUAAGAUAGCUCUAGUCGUCAGGCUAAAUGUUCAAGUACAGGGGUGUCAAACUCAUUUUAGUUAAAUGCCCACAUUACACUUGGGUACUGGGCAUGUUUGCUGAGGUCCAGAUCUAAGUACGAUUGUUCCUGGUGCCCCGCAGUAGUUUCAGACUCACUCGAUUCGGUGUGUUUGCGUUCAUCGUACAUCAUCACAAACUCACACUGAGAACACAACAUGACUUGCCAUACUUUUUUUUAUUAUUUAUUUAUUUUUAAAAAUAAUUUUGUACAGAAAUGCAUCUCAUCUCUUCUGCGUUCCACAACGUUCCUCUGCCACUCAUGGUCCAUGUGGGUUGGGGAAAUGAAUGACAUCAUCAGCAGCAGCUAAAACUCAUGCACAGGUUACUUUACAUCCUGAAGAAUUGCGGAGCCGAGUACCAGUUACACUCACAUCCACGGGAAUCAUAUCACAGUGCAACUGAACUCAGACCUCCUCCCACAGGUAGACAACCACGGCUCCUACUAAGAGUGUUCAUUAAUCAGAAUCUAUAAUCGGACUGAAAUCCACUACAGAAAAAAACAACAAUAACUACUCAUUACAUCUAAACAGUGCCUUGCAUAAGUAUUCCCUUAUGCUUUGAAUUUUUCUGCAUUUAGUAGUGUUGUAACCUGGAAUUGACAUGGAUGAUUGAUGAAAUUAUAUUAAUACAGUGUUUUCACAUAGAAAGUUACUUUUUACUAAUAUAAAACUUACAAAAAAAUCCAAAUAUGCCAUUUAACCCGUCUUGUGCUGCAGUCUCAGUAGGUUUUGCUUGUCUUAUGCAUCACCAAUGCACAGUUUAAUAAUGAAUUAAUCAUAAGUAAAACAUCAUAUGCUGCCUUGCCAGUUUGUUAGCUACUGGAAUCAAGAGUUCAUCAUGCUUUUUGAUCAUGCUUUGCCACUCCAGCAUAUGCAAACAUUUUACUAAUGUAGAACCAUUAUUUUUCUAAAUAAAAUUCCUAGGAGUCUAUUCCAUUGCUUUAUCGUGUACGGAGAGUGGCUGGAUGAGAAAAGAAGGUCUAAAUAAAGAUGGAAGAACUACUUGAAGUAUUCAAUUUCAAUACGUAUUAAAAGUUUUCAGUACAUAUAGAGGCUUAAGUACAGUAACGAAGUACUGAGAAAGACACAUGAUUACAUAGUCAAAUGUACUAACAAAAGGUUAGUUAGUAGCUUAGUUUAUGGCUCAGACCUCUAGCAGUUUUCUCUGAUUAUUGUGAUCAAAAAUGCUUGUUUUUUUUAUUAUUAUUUUUUUAAUCAGAUUGUGAUGCAACAGAGUUUUUUUGUGCUUUUUUUGGGACGAAACCUGUUUCUCUCUCCGUUUUGUUUCAGUCCCUUUUAAUUAACAGCACAGGAUAUAAAUUUGUUUGGAUUAUGCUGUUUAUGAGGCUGUAUGUUUGACACCCCUGCAGUAAACACGAGACACAGGAAGCUCUCUUGCAAAGUAGAAUUUUUAAUGUACUAGUUCUGAGCAGCAGUCGAGUGACUUGUGCAUGUGGAUUGUUAUAUAUUGUGUCUUGUGUGAAAUGUCUCUCGCUGAACAGGAGAAGGGAUUUUGGGGUUGAACAGCUUGAAGUAUUUUGUGAUGGUUCAUAAUGCUUAAUCAUGGAUGCUGAACACACACACACACACAGUACAACUGAUUAUAUACAUAUGAAAUAAUGUGUUCUGCACAAUAAUUACACUGUAAUGAUGCUUGUGAAGGCCAAACAAAGUGACAUUAUCAGUGCAUCCCUUGGUUUGUUUAAUCACAUUUUAUUGGCUAUGGUGAGAAACACAAUCCUAACCAAACAGGAUUUUACUUUUUUCCCCCAAUUCUGUUUAAAAGCUACAAGCCAGCUGGUUCCUCUGAAUGUAAUAUAAUCACAGUGACAUAACUCUUUAUAUGCAUUAAAUGUAAUAAAAAAAAUUGUACUCAAAUGUUUU